Messenger RNA from Funneliformis caledonium, 924 nucleotides. The record is from the annotation of a GenBank genome assembly. NCBI's taxonomy places the organism in Eukaryota, Fungi, Glomeromycota, Glomeromycetes, Glomerales, Glomeraceae.
AUGGAAACCUCCCAAAGAACAUUGAUUCCGAUAGCCGUGAAUUUUCACUUUACUCGUAAAUGCAAUUACAAAUGUGGAUUUUGUUUUCAUACCGCUAAAACUUCCGAUAUGCCAACGUUAACAGACUCACAACUCGCCUUAAAGAAAUUAAAAGAUGGAGGAAUGCGUAAGCUCAACUUCGCCGGUGGAGAACCGUUUCUCUAUCCUAAAUAUCUCGGAGAUCUUGUACGCUACUGCAAGCAGGACCUAGGCCUUGAGUCAGUGUCCAUUGUGACGAAUGGAAGUAAGGUGAAACGUGAUUGGUUCAUUCGAUAUGGCGAAUACCUUGACAUCAUGGCGGUCUCGUGCGAUUCUUUUAAUGAGAAGACCAAUGUACGAAUUGGUCGAGGUCAAGGCUUGCAUCUCAAGGCCGUACAAGAAGUUUCUUCUCUCUGUAGAGAAUUUCGUGUCAAAUUCAAAGUCAAUACCGUGGUAUGCCGGUAUAAUUGGCAGGAGGAUAUGAAUCAUGACAUAUCCUUGCUUCAACCGUUUCGAUGGAAAUGUUUUCAGGUUUUGAUCGUACCUGGAGAAAACACAGGGACUGACGGUACUUUGAGAAACGCUACCGAAUUCCAAAUAAGCAGCGCGGAAUUCGAGGCCUUCAUAAAUCGACACGCAAAAGUCCAUGGGGAAAAACUCGUUCCCGAACCAAACAAUCUGCUGCGCCAUUCGUAUUUAAUGAUAGACGAGCACUUGCGGUUUUAUGCGUCAGGAAAUACUCCUUCGGUACUCACGUUACUUGACACAGACCUCCAAACUUUGCUCAAAGAUGCUGGAUGGGAUGAAGCCGCUUUUAUUAAAAGAAGUGGCGUGUAUGAUUGGUCACGUAAACCCAACACGACUCCAUGUAGCAGCAAGUUCCGUGACCAAAAAUUGGAUUGGUAA